Molecule: messenger RNA, 1730 nt
Organism: Solanum verrucosum
Lineage: Eukaryota; Viridiplantae; Streptophyta; Magnoliopsida; Solanales; Solanaceae
Exons: 5
Coding region: 107-1675 (522 amino acids)
Source: RefSeq, a predicted model, not a curated record
AAGAAAGAAUUCACAUUUAAAUACAAAAAAACUAUAGGUUAAAUUCUCAUAUCAAAUAAAAAAUCUCAUUGAAAAGAAAAAAAGACUUAUUUUUUAAUUUUCAAGAAUGGUUUAUUCAUACACACCAACAUACUAUAGCUCACUCCAUGAUUCAAUUACUUCUCUUUGCAAAACUAUUCUUCCAUUUCCGUUCAAGAAAAGGCGAAUACCCGCGAUUGCAGCUGCUGAGCAGAGGUUAUCGAAGCAGCAAUCGGAUAAUAUUAAAUGGCAACAAGAAUCUUUUCAUCAGAUUCUUAACUUGAUGGGGCUUUUUAAAGAAGGGAUCUUGGCUGAAUCUGAAGUUUCUGCUUUUAGAUCACAUCUUCUCGAUACGCUUAUCGCGUCUCCUGCUGAUUAUGAACAUUCUUCAAUCUUAAGGGAUAAGUUGAUCUUCUUGCAGGAGUUGUUGUAUGCAAAAUGUAUAUCAGAGGAAGAGUAUCAUUCAUCAAAGAGGCCAUUAUUGCAAAGGCUAGCAGUUCAAGGAGCUGAGAUUGAGGCAAAACAUGUUGUAGUUGGAUCAAAGAGAGAAACUACAGAUGAUGAGUGGUCUGUUAUAGAUUUGAAGGAUGAAAAAUCUUAUCUUGGCAAAGAGAACUCAAUUUCGAGCUCGAAAGAUAAGCAAAAGCAAACUUCUUCAGCUAUUAAGCUGCAAAUCAAAGGGGCUGCUUCAGUUUUUGGCUUUGCAUCAUCCAAAAAGGAAAGAGGUAUACUUAAUCCAGUUAGUGAAAAUUGUUCCGAGAGAAAUGAAUUGGGAGUGUCGACAGAGAACCCUUUUUGGAAUACUCAUUUGAGGGAAAAAGACAGUGAAACUAAGUCUAUUUUGAUGGUGGAGAGCUUGCCUAAUGAACCUGUGAAAGUGAAGAAGCAAAAGAAACCUUUUAAGGCACUGUUUGGUGUUGAUGAUCAACGUCGCGGUGAGCCAGAAUCUGAAGGAAAGUCGAAAUCAGGAGGGAAGAAACAGUGGGGAUUUGAUGGAUUCAAGAAGUGGAAGAGGAAUGAUUCUGAGGAUGAAACAGUUCCACUGUCACUUGAUGAGAAGUCGGACGGUGGAACUUACUUAGGCCAGCUUGUUGAUGAACCUGUCGGAGAAGGUCCGGAUACUAAACAGAUCAAAAUAAAGCUGCAUCCUAAUGGCGCCCCCUCAGAUUUCUUUGUCGAUAAGGUUUUAGGAGACAAAAUCAAGAAAGAGCUAUCAAGAAUUCAAACAGAACUUGGUGCCAAAAAUGCAAGCGUUGAGUUAACAGAUGAUCAGAUUGAAGCAAUUUCAACUAGGCUACCAGUUGACAAGGCUGAUCUGAAAAAGUUCUUCUCUAAAACAUGGUGUGAUCGAUACGGAGACAUCGUUUUGGAUGUUGUAAGAAAGGAAUACAAGAACCAUGUUGGAGAAAUGGGAGGAGGAAACUCAAAAGGUGUAAUUACCAGGGAAGAGAAGCAAAACUCAAAAAGAUGGACAACAUUUGAUGAAGAUGAUUAUGAUGAUGAAAAUUGCCAUCCUAAUCUUUUUGCUCCUCAACAAGAUCAUCAUCAUCACACAUUUCAUUCUGAACAAACCAAAAGCUUGAAGAAUGGUGGUCAACAUUAUGUUAAUAGUAGCAUUGAUAAGGGACUAAAAUAUAAUCCUUUCUUUGAUGUUUAAGAGAGAGUUUCAUUUGGUGGACAGUGAAAGAAAGAAAGAAAGCUGAGAGCUAAUC